AUGGCUAGUUAUUUAUCAAAUAGCGAAAUGGCCAAUAGCUACUGUUCGACUAAUACAGGAAUUGAUGAAGAGCGGCUGCAGGAAAAUUUGAAAGUGGAAGACGGUAAUGCUUCAGAGCAUUUGUCAAUUGAGCGAUCCGCCAGUACACCUAGCGAUGAAGCGCAGAAUUCAAGGGAAAACGACGAGAAACGCCGGUUCGAAGUGACGCUUGAGCCCGAUGAUCCUGAGAACGUAAUGGAACGAUUUUCGCUUGUUUACAAGGCCUACGUGACGGUUGUGGUGACCCUGACCACGAUCAUCAUCACCAUCACGUCUUCGUGCUGGACGCUGGCUUCGCCGCACAUCAUUGAUCAUUUCCAUAUCUCGCGAGAGGUAAGUAUUCUUGGCAUCUCGCUGUACAUUUUCGGAAUGGCGGUGGGUCCUCUGUUGUUUUCGCCACUGAGCGAAUUGUACGGGCGGAAAAUCACAUUCAUUUGCUCGCUGAUGCUGAGCGUCUGUUUCCAAAUCCUGACCAUCUUCAGUCCCAAUAUCGGCGGCAUGUUAGUCGGCAGGUGCUUGUCUGGGUUUUUCGGUAGUCCAUUCCUGAGCGUGGCUGGCGGUGUGGUGAGCGACCUUUACAAUAAGGCUCAGAUCGGUAUCCCCAUGGCUCUUUAUACCACCGCGCCAUUUGUUGGACCUGCAAUUGGUCCCUUGAUCAGUGGCGCGCUUUAUGGACACUCAUACCGCUGGACGUUCGGGGUCAUGUGCCUUGCUACAGGCGCGGCUUUGUUGGCUAUAACAGUUUCAGUAAAAGAAACCUACAAGCCGAUUCUUCUGAUUGAAAAAGCGCGUAGACUGCGUUCAGAAACUGGCGAUGAUCGUUACUACGCGCCUUUGGAGCGUUUGCGUCAAGAAACGAGUAUUCCGAGGGCAAUUGCGAUCUCGACCAGCCGGCCAUUCGGACUGCUGACGAAAGAUCCAAUGAUAUUGGUGUUGUGUUUCUACACGGGACUGGUACUGGCUAUAGUGUACAUGUUUUUCGUUGCAUAUCCACUGGUGUUCACAAAGCUGUGGCAUUUUGGUACUAUGGAAGUCGGCCUCAGCUACUGUGGCCAACUGGCGGGCCAAAUUCUUGCUGCUCCGACUGUCUACGUCUUCCAGCAACGAUACGCCGAACGUGUGAAACAAAACAAUGGGGUCAGGGUUGCCGAAUUUAGGUUCGAACCUUUGUUUUAUGGUGCUUUCAUCACCCCGAUUGGGCUAAUGAUCUUUGCCUGGACUUCUUAUAGCCAUGUUCACUGGAUAGGCGCUCUGAUCGGCACAGGGAUAUUUGGCGCAGGUGUAAUGUACGUUUUCAUCGGCGUUCUAGGAUACAUUGUGGACGCCUAUCGAUUGUACGCAGCCUCUGCGGUCGGAUGCAACACGUUUGUGCGGUGCAUUAUGAGCGGUGUUUUUCCUCUGUUCACAGAGCAAAUGUACGAAGGAAUGGGAAUCAACUGGGCUAUAUUUCUCCUUGCAAUGGUCUCAGUCGCCAUGAUACCAAUUCCUUUUCUAUUUACAAAAUACGGACAUGCUUUGAGAGAAAAAAGCCCUUACGCAUGGGACGGAGAGGACUGA
Lachancea mirantina is the source of this 1596-nucleotide messenger RNA. The record is from the annotation of a GenBank genome assembly. Lineage: Eukaryota; Fungi; Ascomycota; Saccharomycetes; Saccharomycetales; Saccharomycetaceae.